Messenger RNA from Letharia columbiana, 642 nucleotides. RefSeq lists its product as uncharacterized. Lineage: Eukaryota; Fungi; Ascomycota; Lecanoromycetes; Lecanorales; Parmeliaceae. The coding region runs from base 1 to 642 and encodes 213 amino acids. The transcript is spliced from 4 exons. The record is from RefSeq and is a predicted model, not a curated record.
AUGGUAGUCAUGGCGAAUACGGAGAAUACUGCGGAGAACAUUGCGGAGACAGUCAUCAGCAGCAGUGACACAACAGGCCUACUCUCCACGAUCUCACACCAAUCCACUCAGCCAGUGCAAGAGAAGUCAAUACAGCAGGCGAAUGCGGAGAACACUGCGGAGAAACCAAGCGGCAACAAGGCCCCCAGCACCAAGAACACGGCUCAGCUCUCCAAGAUCCCACAGGAGGAACUACAACAGGCAAAUGCGGAGAACACUGCGGAGAACACUGCGGAGAACACUGCGGAGAAACCAAGCGGCAACAAGGCCACCAUCGUCAAGAACACGGCUCAGCUCUCCAAGAUCCCACGUCAUAUCAGUCAUCCACUCAAGGAGGAGCAAGAGAAGGAACUACAACAGGCAAAUGCGGAGAACACUGCGGAGAAACCAAGCGGCAACAAGGCUACCAUCGUCAAAAACACGGCUCAGCUCUCCAAGAUCCCACGUCACAUGCUCUCCACGGUUCCACAUCAAAUCAUCACUCAGCAAGCGGAGAACACCACUACAACUUGGCCUAUUAUCCCCACUGCAUUAAGGAGCAAGAGGAGAAACUACAAUAACGUCACAAGAGAAGGAUCUACUACGACGAUCACAGCCAAUUAG